Messenger RNA from Octopus sinensis (East Asian common octopus), 1543 nucleotides. RefSeq lists its product as uncharacterized. Bases 410 to 829 code for a protein of 139 amino acids. NCBI's taxonomy places the organism in Eukaryota, Metazoa, Mollusca, Cephalopoda, Octopoda, Octopodidae. The transcript has 4 exons. The record is from RefSeq and is a predicted model, not a curated record.
UUUUCAGAGUUUUUAAUGUUCUGCAUCAAUACAUUUGGCAGUAAAGUAAACUAUAACCAGUGCACCAGUCUCUGGUUUUAAAUAAUUAAAAUACUUAUUGUAAAUUUAAUAAAAGAAACAAUUUGAGCCGAUGGUGUUCACUGUUUUAGCGUGUAAUUUUUAGUGGCGGGAUGGAUUGAAGUUGAAAAACUAUAAACUGUGCUAAACACACAUAGACAAAUCUAAUAUGUUUUACUUUCUCACCCACUUCGAGAAAUAUAUCCGUUUCUUUCACAUAAACAUACAGAAUCAGUUGAAAUUGAGGAUAAUUCUACAGUUCAUCAUUGCUGAUGGUGUUUUUAUCAUUCUACAAGAAUCAUCACAUUUUCCAAUGAUCUACAUAUCUGGGCUUGCUUGAGGGUUAUACAUCAUGAAUAAAACCACAACAUUCCAGCUAUCUACACAAUCAUUAACCACGUUUCACCCACUUACACAGUCAUCCAACAAUGAUGUAAUAAUAGGUGUCUCUAUAUCUGUGGUUCUUUUAAUUCUGGUUAUCUCUCUAGCUCUACUUUGCAAAUAUAAACCACAAUUAUUUCCAUGUUUUAAUCACCAUUAUCAAAGAGCUCGUCAAUCAUCUCAAGUUGGCUUAUCAUUUGAGCAAGACAAAGAUUACCAACAUGAUACAGAUCCUCCUGAAAAUGCGUCAACUGAUGAAGGAUAUUUUUAUGAUGAAAUAUUUGGAAAAUCUGCUUUUACUGAUGAAACUACCAACCAUUCUAUAACUAACUUGUUUUCAAUAACUGAUUAUGAUGAAACUUCUGAACAAUUUACUUCUGAGCGUUUCUGAAUGGAUAUUAAAAUCCGCUAGUGGCAGGUAAAUUAUUCUACUGUUUCUGGCAACUUGUUACUACAAUACCACAAAAACUUUCAAAAGACUGCUAUUAGAAUUGUUUGUUAAAAAGAAAUGGUUUCUAUGGUCAAGAAAUAAUACAGCUGUAAACAUACAUCUUAGUAUUAAUCUUGCAUGUAUAUGGAUUUUGUAAAUAGGCAAAGUGGAAGAAACAAAAUAAGGGUUUCUUUUUAUUUUAGAAAAAAACUAGAUUUAACAAAUAUGGAGUAGUUUCCUUCUAUAAACUGUAGGUUGUUAUUUAACCCCAGGUUAAAAUACUUUCAAGCAGUUAACACUAAUUUUUCUUCUUUGGAUAUAAUGUCUCUAGGAUUUCAUUAUCCAAUGUGCCCUUUCUCUUUUUAACAUAUAUAGGAAAUUUGGUUACUAUUUCUGGUUCUUGAAACAACCAUGUAGAGGCUCCUCCAUUUGGGCGUAUUAACUAAUUAAAACAAAGAUUUUGUAGGUGACGUAACAAUUCUCAAACAAGGGGAAAUAACUUUAAAAGAAAAAUUUUAAAUGCUGUUGUUUCAUGGUGAAAUUUAAUUCUCCAUACCAUUUCUUGGUCAAUAUAGACAUCAUCCGUCAGUUUAUCAUGGACAUAUUUUAUUAUUCAAAAAUAAAUUUCAUAUUUUUGUAUAUUUUAAAUAAAAAAUUUUAUUUUCCUUCAAAUGA